AUGCAGGUUUGCCAAGAUGGCGGCCAUGGGCUGAAGCAGACAGAGUUUCGUGGAAGCUACUACUCUUCUGAUGAACACCACGGGCUUUGGCGGCAGAAAGACAGCUUUCCCUGGGACAAGCCCAUUAAGCUAGGGAGCCUGUCACUCCCCGGGGGGACGGUGGGGAGUGUGCAGAGAGGAGCAACACUGACCCACCGGAUUUUGCGGCGGGGGGGGGCCAAGUGGCAGCGUGUGGACGGCGCAGAGCCCAGCAUCCGGCACAGAGAACGCGCUCGGAAACUGCCCGUGGGCCCUAAGGCUGUCGUCAAACUGGCCUUAAACAAAGCAGCUUCCCUCCCCUCCAUGCACGGAUCUACCGAACCGGGUGCGAUCGGCCCUGCCCACCUGCCACCGGUUGGCGACUUCCCAGGACUAAACCAAGACCGAGUCUUUGAAAUUCCUUUCCCGGAGGAAAGUCAUCCAGGUUCCUCAUUCCGGUCCAACUCAGGGAGACCCCAGCUGGUCCCUCCUCAGAACGUGACGCUGGUCUCCCAGAACUUCAGUGUGUACCUGACGUGGCUCCCGGGGCCUGGCAACCCCCAGAACGUGACCUAUUUUGUGGCCUAUAAAAGCUCUCCUGUCUCCUCCCUCAGCUUUUCCACCCCCAGAUGGCGAAGAGUGGAGAAGUGUACAGGAACCAAGGAGCUGGUGUGUUCCCUGAUGUGCCUGAAGAAACAGGACCUAUACAACAAGUUCAAGGGGCGUGUGCGAGCGACUUCUCCCAGUGCCUGGUCCCCCUGGGUGGAAUCCAAGUACCUGGAUUACCUUUUUGAAGUGGAGCCAGCCCCACCCGUCCUGGUGCUCACCCUGACAAAAGAGAUCCUGAGUGCCAAUGCCACAUUCCAGCUUCCCCCCUGCAUGCCCCCAUCAGACCUGAAGUAUGAGGUGGAGUUCUGGAAGGAGGGAGCCAGAAGCAAGACCCUGUUUCCAGUCACUCCGCAUGGCCAGCCAGUGCAGAUCACCCUCCAGCCAGUCACCAGCCAGCGCCACUGCCUCAGUGCCAGGACCAUCUACACCUUCACCAACCUCAAAUACAGCAAGUUCUCCACGCCCACCUGCUUCUUCCUGAAGGCCCCAGGAGCCAACUGGGUGUUCCUGGUGCCACUACUUCUGCUACUACUGCUGUUAGUAAUGGCCACAGGGGGUUUGUUCUGGAAGCGCCUCACAGGUGACCCCUGGUUUCAGUGGACAAAGACGCCAUGGGCUUUGGACUUCUCUGGAUACAGACACCCCAUGGCAACCCUACAGCCCAGUGGACCUGAGUCUCCAGAUGACUUGUUCCUCCGUCCCCAAAAGGAACUGGCCAGAAGAGUGAGGCUGACCCCUAGAGUCAGAGCCCCUGCUACCCAGCAGGGGGGACCGGAAGGCAGUACAGAGGAGGAAGAGGAGGAUAAGGAGGACAUAGAGGAUGGAGUCAGUUUUCAGCCCUACCUUGAGCCUUUCCUGGGGCAAGAGCGCCAGGUUCUGGAGCACUCUCAGGUGGAUGAGGUGGACUCAGGGAGGCCCUGGACUCCUCUGGUCCAAGGUGAAGGCUCCUCUGCUUGGGAUUCUUCAGGCAGAAGCUGGGCCAGCACUGGGGACUUCUCCUCCUGGGAGGAGGCUGGGUCCUCUGGCUAUCUGGCCAAAAAGGGGCCAGUCCGGGGGCCAGGUGAGGAUGGGCACCAGGAACCCCUCCCACCACCUGAAUCCUCCAAGGACUCGGGUUUCCUGGAAGAGCUCCCGAAAGACGAUCUCUCCUCCUGGGCCACCUGGGGCUCCCCAUCACCAGGGCUGAGCCUGGUCCCUGAGGAGCCCCCAGUUUCUCUUCAGACACUGACCUUCUGCUGGGACAGCAGCCCGGAGGAGGAAGAGGAGGAGGAGGAAGAGGAAGAGGAUGAGAGGGAAUCAGAAACUGAAGAUGGUAGUGCUGGCAUGUGGGGGACUGCGAGCACCCAGAGGACCAAGGAGCGGGGUCGGAUACUGGGGCAUUACAUGGCCAGGUGA
Carlito syrichta (Philippine tarsier) is the source of this 2022-nucleotide messenger RNA. It is a transcript of the gene IFNLR1, whose product is annotated as interferon lambda receptor 1. Gene Ontology annotation, molecular function: protein binding. The record is from RefSeq and is a predicted model, not a curated record. Lineage: Eukaryota; Metazoa; Chordata; Mammalia; Primates; Tarsiidae. Bases 1 to 2022 code for a protein of 673 amino acids. The transcript is spliced from 9 exons.